Molecule: messenger RNA, 682 nt
Organism: Carica papaya (papaya)
Lineage: Eukaryota; Viridiplantae; Streptophyta; Magnoliopsida; Brassicales; Caricaceae
Product: FCS-Like Zinc finger 17-like
Source: RefSeq, a predicted model, not a curated record
CCUCUCCUUCCUCUCACAAUCCUCCUCCAUUUCCUCAAUUCUUCUUCUUCUUCUUAAAUACUUUUCUCUCCUCCAAUUAUCGCAGAAUGCUUCCAAAAUUCAAGAGCUCCUCUGUCAAUCCCUCCUCCGAUGUUGGAUUACUAAUCUUGAUACAAACUUCUCAUGGAAAAUCUAAUCUCGUUAUUCAAUCUGCCUUGAAAUCAGUCCAACCCACUUCUCAGUCUACUGAGUUUUGCUACCUCAAAUCAUGUCAUCUCUGCAACAAGAAGCUGAGUCUAGACAAAGAAGUAUAUAUGUACAGAGGUGAUCGAGGGUUUUGCAGUACAGAAUGCAGGAACCGGCAAAUUGUAGUGGAUGAAGUGAGAGAACUAGAAAUCUCUACCAAGCAAAUGAUAGCUUCGUAUAGAAAUUGCAGUGGUGGCGGUGGUGGUGGGGGACGAGAGACUGGCUCACUGCUUGAAGAUCUCCACCGGCAAAACAAGCCGCCGACUCACCGGAACCACUGGGCUAUAGUCUCUUAGUUUUAAGAUCCAUUAACACUUUGUUUCUUGUCAACUGAAUUAGACAAUGAAAGACGGAUGUUGGAAAAGUGAAGAUUAGUUUUUUUUGUAGGAUAUAUACUUUUAUAUACCAACAAUUAAUAGAUAUUUGUUAAAGCAAUAUCUUACAUUUCUUUCUUCGA